Molecule: messenger RNA, 2442 nt
Organism: Meyerozyma guilliermondii ATCC 6260
Lineage: Eukaryota; Fungi; Ascomycota; Pichiomycetes; Serinales; Debaryomycetaceae
Gene: TPS2
Product: trehalose-phosphatase
Exons: 1
Coding region: 1-2442 (813 amino acids)
Biological process (GO): fungal-type cell wall organization; trehalose biosynthetic process; cellular response to heat
Cellular component (GO): cytosol; alpha,alpha-trehalose-phosphate synthase complex (UDP-forming)
Molecular function (GO): catalytic activity
Source: RefSeq, a predicted model, not a curated record
AUGGCUGACUACAAAGCGUUCCCAGGUCCUCGUCAGGAAGGUCCUGCUCAGUUUGGAGAUGCCAAGCUCUCGGGUCGUGUCAUUGAUGUCAUGGCACUGCUUCCAGCUACGGUCAAUUUCGAAAAAGACCACAUUAAAGUGGAGGCAGCUCGAGGCAAUCUGGCACUCUAUUCGUCGUUUUUCUAUCUCCAGCAACAUACCGAGUGGGAAACACACUUGGUAGGCUGGGGAGGUGCUCCUGGCGGACUUUCGGACGAAUUGGACAAACUGCAAGAGGAAGCAAGGAAGAAGGAUGCUACGGCUGCGCUUCAAGAAGCAUGUGGCAAAAACGUGCAUCCCGUAUGGGCACCUUCGAGUUCUGGAUCCAAACCCAAAUGGAUGCAGUAUGCCGAUGAUGUUCUCUGGCCGGUGUUUCAUUAUAUUAUGCCACAACCGUCGGAUGGACGAGCAGAACAUGAAGCAUGGCGUGAUUAUGUUCGGUUGAACGAAAUCAUGUUUAACAAAGUCAAGGAGCUUUAUAAGCCAGGCGACUUGAUUUGGGUCCAUGACUACCACUUGCUACUCUUACCGCAAUUGCUUCGCAUGGAGUUUCCUGAUGCUGCCAUUGGGUUGUUCGUUCAUAUUCCUUUCCCAUCGUCCGAGUAUUUUCGAGGAAUUUCCAAACGGCUGCAAGUUCUCGAUGGAAUGCUCGGUGCAAACGUAGUGGCUUUCCAGAGCCAAUCGUUUUCUCGUCACUUUGUUUCCUGUUGUGCUAGAGUAUUGGGCCACGAAGUGGCUGCUGGUAUAGUCAUGGCCUAUGGCAUGAAUAUUGCCGUGGACUGUUUGCCCAUUGGUAUCGACGUUGACAGGAUUGAACACGACGCUUUUUCGGACAAAGUAGAGCAAAAAGUCAAGGCUCUUCGACAAGUUUAUGCCGGGAAAGCUAUCAUCGUUGGUCGUGAUAGACUCGAUAGCGUUCGCGGCGUUGUACAAAAACUCGAGGCAUACGAGACAUUCUUGGAAAUGUACCCCGAAUGGCGUAACCGAGUGGUUUUGAUCCAGGUACUGCUGAAGCCUCAAGCGCAUCUGAUCGGACAAACUAGACUGGUGGCCCAGUCGAAUCUGGUGCAGCGUAAGGUGGAAGAGAUGGUAUCUCGGAUCAAUAACAUUUAUGGCUCUCUCAACUAUUCUCCCGUGGUACACUACCAGAUGAGAGUUGACAGAGAUGAAUAUCUUGCUUUGCUUCGUGCUGCCGAUGUUGCGGUUGUUGCUAGCGUGCGCGAUGGAAUGAACACCACUGCUUUAGAGUAUGUUGUUUGCCAGCGUCACACAGCAGCUCCUCUAGUACUUUCCGAAUUCACAGGUACUUCUACGGUGUUGCAAGAUGCUUCGCUAGUAAAUCCAUGGGAUGCUGUGGGAGUGGCUCGUGCUCUUCACGAUUCUCUCACGUUAUCGGAGACCGAACGAGCGAAACAGGAACAACAAUUGUACCUGCAAGUAACGUCCAACACGGUACAGCAAUGGACUAAUGCAUUCAUUGGUCGGUUAGUGAAACACACUCUGGAAGAUGCUUCGCACCACACUCAUCACACCCCAGCAUUGGACCGUCCACUUCUUUACAAAUGUUACCAGAAAGCAUCCAAAAGAAUCUUCUUUUUCGAUUACGACGGCACUCUUGUUCCCAUCGUUCGUGAUCCGGCUGCUGCGAUUCCAUCGUCCAGGCUCAGUCUGCUUAUAGAUGCGCUUGCUGAAGAUCCCAAAAAUCAAAUAUGGGUGAUUUCUGGCCGUGAUCAGGCAUUCUUGGGCAAGUGGCUUGGUGACAAAAAGAUAGGGUUAUCUGCAGAGCAUGGGUGUUUCAUGAGAGACUUUGGGAGGACCGAAUGGAUAAAUUUGGCAGCUGAAACCGAUAUGUCGUGGCAAGAAGUGGUGGAAAGCUGUUUCCGUCGCUACACUGAGAAGACACCAGGUACAAAUAUAGAGAAAAAGAAGGUUGCUCUCACUUGGCACUAUCGUCGAGCCGACCCGGAAUUGGGAGUGUUCCAAGCCGAGAAGUGUCAAAAAGAACUCGAGGAAACGGUGGCUACCCGCUACGAUGUAGAGGUGAUGGCGGGCAAGGCCAAUAUCGAAGUUCGUCCUCGUUUCGUGAACAAGGGAGAGAUUGUCAAGAAACUCAUGGCUCUUCACGACGACCACAAUCCUCCGGAAUUUGUCCUUUGUCUUGGGGACGACAGAACCGACGAAGAUAUGUUCCGGAGUUUGCUUGAGGUACAAGAACAGUGGCACAAGUCCGACAAGCCGAAAUUGUCGCCCAAUGGAUCAUAUGGAAUUUUCCCCGUUGCUGUGGGACCAGCAUCGAAGGAAACGGUUGCAACUGCGCAUUUGAGCGACCCAUCCCAGGUGUUGGAAACAUUGGGAUUAUUGACAGGACAUGUUUCUCUUGAAGACACUGCCGGUUGCAGCUGA